AUGCCUGCGUAUCGAUUUCCAGCCAGGACGAAUAAGGCCCUGCUGUGGUUGACUUACUUUCAAUCUCGGCUUCUAUCGAGUAACAGUACCAUGGCUGAUUUGCCCUUGCACGAGCACGAAUUCUGCCACAUCCGUUCUUCCACGGCUCAACCCAAGUUGGUAACUAGUCAGUGGGAACAGAAAAGACGAGAGGUUAGGGAGGAUAUAGUCAACGCCGUCCUUUUGCUGAUAAUUUGGUUGAAAGCGCCGUCUAUUCGGAGGCCGCUGGUCAUAAACCAAGAAGUAGAGUUCUGCGAAUACGUGAUAGUCUUGCAAGGAAUCCAGAUUGACCAAGCGCAUGAAAAGCCAAACCAUCUUGCAUUUUUCCUAAGCUUUAGGACAAACACUAAUAUUUUCAUCAAGGCGCUCGGUCAGGGUGGUAACGAGCAAAUUUUCCGGAAGGAUGGCUGCUGUAUCCUUCUGAGCGAUCCAGGAAGCUCGGUAUCAUUUUCUCAGGCUAUCGGCCGGCUAUGA
Histoplasma mississippiense is the source of this 513-nucleotide messenger RNA. RefSeq lists its product with no specific name. The transcript is spliced from 5 exons. NCBI's taxonomy places the organism in Eukaryota, Fungi, Ascomycota, Eurotiomycetes, Onygenales, Ajellomycetaceae. The record is from RefSeq and is a predicted model, not a curated record. Bases 1 to 513 code for a protein of 170 amino acids.